Molecule: messenger RNA, 798 nt
Organism: Chaetomium strumarium
Lineage: Eukaryota; Fungi; Ascomycota; Sordariomycetes; Sordariales; Chaetomiaceae
Exons: 5
Coding region: 1-798 (265 amino acids)
Source: RefSeq, a predicted model, not a curated record
AUGGCAAGAUUGCAUCUGUGGUUCACCGGCUUCACUUUCUUGAGCUUGGUUGCAAACAUUGUGUUUCUGCUCGGAUGCGUGUCGCCCACCUUCGAGGACAUCGCCCUCUACCGAGUCAACGUAACGCUGCUGGCAGAGGGGCUUCAGAAGCAAGCGUUCAAUGACACCCGGGAUGUUGCUGAGCUUCGCCCCUCCGACCUCCCUACCUACUGGUACUGGGGACCAUCAGGGAUAUGCGACGUCUACGAGACGGAGCAUGAGGUCCGCUGUCGGCGCGCCUUACCACCCACGCAAGACCUGCUCACAAUCGUCAAGCAGUCCGUUCAGGACCGCUACGGCAGCAACGAGAAGCAGCUGGUCGACAGGAUCGUAUCCUCGUGGAAUGCUACGCUAAGCAGCCUCAGCCCCUCGGUCCUCCGAGAUACGGAAGCCAGAUUCGCCUCUCAAAGCAAAGCCAGCGUCGCCCUAGUCGUCAUCGCCAUCCCUACGAUCGUGGCGGGGGCUGUUCCCGCGUUCGAGGGAGACGAAUGGAAACGCGCAGACUUCACCUACACGGACGCGUUCGGAGCAAUGGCCCGGGCGCUGGAGAUCGAGGGAGUGACGCCGUACCCGAACUGGUCGACGGCAACGACGUACCAUAUCGAGGUGAAGUCAACCGAGGGCCCGCCCAGCAGGGUGUUCUUCGUCAGUGAGCUUCAAGUCAAAAAUAUACGCGGUCAUCACAAACGCAGCGACAAUGCUUACAUUCUUGCCCACGUGUACGACAUCGGGGGACGAGAUCAACCUGGAGUUCGAUGA